GACCUUCAAUAACGCCUCGUCAUAUCUCGCUCUCGUUUUUUCUAUACAAACUACCGUGCCACAUACCUCGCCCAUUAAAUCUCCGACCGCUCUCUUGCCCUCGUACGAAAUCUCACCUUCUUGAUCUCGAUAGUUACCGACUCUUUGCUUUGCUCAGUUGCUACGAGCAAGACUAGUUGAGUCAUUACCGCCUAUCGCGGGAGCUCGACUCGAGUUUGUCUUGGCUUGUUAUGGGAUAUAGUCCUCCGUGGUCUGCCCACAACACCAACACUUCAAGGAAUACUUCGGGGGCACAACACAAGAUGUCAAUGUUGGCUAUGACUGGCCCAUCCCCACAUUCAGGCUUCACAAGAGAGUUUCUUUGGGAUGGCGGACGCUCUACGGAACAUGGGCCGCAGCCCAGGGCAGAGCCGGAGAGAGUGGCUUUGCCCUCCAUUCGACAGGCAUUUCCGGAGAUCCACCUCCGUGUCCACUCCCAGGAACCCGUCUCCUCGAGGCCUAUGACUGCGACUGCUGCUGCCGCGAUGGCGGGUAUGCCUGGCGCUAUGACGUCGCCCGAGUACAUUUAUUCACCAAACUCCAAUAAGCGUCGGCGGAUAUCUUUGGAAGACGAGCAAGAGAGGGAAAGAGCGAGCCGUAUUCCAAGACUCUACGAGACGCCAGGCGGGCUUUCACAAAAGCGACAGCCGACCUCGCCGCCAGCACCCAGAUCUGCACCGGCACCUGAUGCCUGGACAGCGCCCGCGAGAACAAGCCCCUAUGUCGCUCACGCCCCGAUUCCUGCGAUGCGAUCUCCAGUUCCGAGGGAGGUGCAAGACCGUCCACAUGCAGACCCUCGGCCGACGACCCUGCCAAGCUUGCCAUCAUUACCCCAAUUCGAACGAGAACCGAUUCACCCGCCCAACACGAACACGCUGGGCACAGCUACCGAGGACUUCCAACCGAUCCGGUCAGCGCCAACGGUGGCUGGUGGGCCACCUGCUGAACCAGGGCCAUCGUAUCGGCCCAGCUCCUAUGCGUAUCCAUACCAGCACCCGAACCAUGGGCAAUCCAAUUCCGUGGGCGCAAUCCAACAGCCAUUCGAACGGUCCCCCUUCUCGGCUGGGAGCUAUGGUCAACCCUACCAGGAGUUCAUGAGGGUGGGAGAUAUGGGAACGAUGGGUGCGCACAGCGACAGUAAGCAGCGCAAGCGGCGAGGGAACUUGCCGAAAGAGACGACCGAUAAACUCAGGGCGUGGUUUAUUGCGCACUUGCAGCACCCAUACCCGACAGAGGACGAGAAACAAGAGUUGAUGCGUCAGACCGGGUUGCAAAUGAACCAAAUCUCCAACUGGUUCAUCAACGCCCGGCGUCGUCAGCUACCCACCAUGAUCAACAACGCCCGUGCCGAGUCUGAUGCCCGGUCAGUCUCGGGUCGGGGGGGAGCCGCAGGAACCGCACCCGCGGGGCGUGACACCAAGAUCCUCCCGUCUACGGAACGAGGGGACUUUGGCAGCGACGACGGCAAACGAUCUAGUGCCCCCCUGAGCGACGGCGAGCCUGGUCGCUACGAUGAAGAGUUGGACGGCCCAGGGGCGGCACACGCCAACCGAGGGACUGUAUAGAGGGACGAAAAAAGGGAGAAGAAGGAGGCUAUGUUCAUAUCGCUUCCCGUUCACGUGCCUGUAGGGAACGACCACGAAUACUACGAGACACGAGGGGUGCGUUCUUUGCCGACAUUUGGAUUGCAUCGUUUUUUUAAAAGUUUGUUUUCUUAUUAUCAUUGUCUUCCGUUCCUCCCCCCCCCCCCUUUUCCAACGUUUCACUCCGCAUGUAUCCGGA
Molecule: messenger RNA, 1821 nt
Organism: Sodiomyces alkalinus F11
Lineage: Eukaryota; Fungi; Ascomycota; Sordariomycetes; Glomerellales; Plectosphaerellaceae
Exons: 4
Coding region: 231-1604 (457 amino acids)
Biological process (GO): regulation of transcription by RNA polymerase II
Molecular function (GO): RNA polymerase II cis-regulatory region sequence-specific DNA binding; DNA-binding transcription factor activity, RNA polymerase II-specific
Source: RefSeq, a predicted model, not a curated record